Acipenser ruthenus (sterlet) is the source of this 2161-nucleotide messenger RNA. RefSeq names its product membrane protein BRI3-like. The transcript is spliced from 3 exons. The record is from RefSeq and is a predicted model, not a curated record. Bases 457 to 876 code for a protein of 139 amino acids. NCBI's taxonomy places the organism in Eukaryota, Metazoa, Chordata, Actinopteri, Acipenseriformes, Acipenseridae.
GGUUUUGAGCUUUGAAAACCUGAACACAUCAUUUGUUUUGAGAACACUGUUGCUUUAAAAAACUACUCUUGGCAAAUCCUCUCAAAUCACAUGACUGUAGUCUUGUGACUGGUCUGACACUGGAACGCGUUUAUGUUUUUGCACGAUAGAUAGCUAUAUAGUAGCGGGAAACCCAAUGAUUUGGGGAGAGGAGACGAAAAUAAGCAAAGAUGACCAAGAUUUAAACCAUAAUUGAAUUUCAGAUGCUUUGCAGUCUCUCACUUGUUUGCCGAAUCAACAAGCAGGGAUUUGGGGGAAAAAAAAGUUGGCACUGCACUAUCUAGACGGGCGUUGAUUGAACUUUUACGUUCUUUUUUUCUUUGGUCCUUAUAUGUUUAAUUUGCCUUUGUUGGCAUACAGAAAACACAUAAAAGCAGAAUUCUUGUGUGCCAGUAUUUGAGAAAAAAAAAGUCAGUCAUGGAUAACAAGCCACUUUUGCAAGACAGACCCCCAGCUUAUGCCGCUGUGACUGGGGGCUACCACGAGUAUGGGCAGCAGCAUAAUUAUGGUGCUAUUCCUCCGAAUGCGCCAGCUCCUCCACCUCUUGGAUUCCAUCAGUUACCUCCUCCGUACUACACUGGCGGCCAGGGUGGUGUCCAGCCAGCUGCAGCGAUGCCACCUGUUGCCCAGCAACCAAACCGUUCCAACACGUAUACCAUCAUCCAGCCCUCUGUGGUGGUAGUGGGGGGCUGUCCUGCAUGCAGAGUGGGUGUGCUGGAGGAUGAUUUUACCUGCCUGGGGAUCCUGUGUGCCAUCGUCUUCUUCCCAAUUGGAAUCCUGUUUUGCCUGGCGCUGCGUCAAAGGAGGUGUCCUAAUUGUGGGGCCACCUUCGGUUAAAGGGAUCAAACUGGCUGCCCUGACACCGAGAGUUAAACUUUAGAGUGCUAUACUCUUUUUGUUUUGUUUUUUGUUUUAGAUUUCCUUUUUUACUAUGAUUGUACAUUGAUUAACGAUUUUGUAAAUGCCUCCUACAGUGUUGUCUCAAUUAGCUGUAAUGGACAGGCAAUACAAAAUUGAGCAUGUGAAAAAGUCUUAUUUAAUUUUUGUUCACAUGCAUGUAAUGGCUGAAUAAAUUAUAAUUUUUUUUUUUAAGCUGAAUAAUCAUUAAUUCUUGUUGAAAUCAACACUGCCAGUUGCUUUUGCAGUCAACGGUGCCUUUUGAAAAUGUAAAAAACUAAACAGCUAUAAAUGCUGAAAGUUUUAUUUAUUUAUUUUUCUAUUUCUGAAUCAUGCCAUUAUGUUUAAUAUGCAGUAUACAAUUUUGACUUGGAUGGCACAAUUAAUCUUGGGGUAAAGUUUUUUUUUUUUUAAAUGCAUUCAAAAGAAACCCCAUUCCUAUCCUAAGAUUCUUUGUUUUGUUUAAUUUGUAUUAAGUCUUUUGAUUAAUGUUUAAUAUCAAUAUCGUAUAUAUUUCAGGUUGAGUGAUUUCUUGUUUUUCAGUUAGAAUACACACCAUGAGUUGUAACCCUUGGGCUGGUGGUCAUGCAACUGAAAUUGUGUAAGUUGCAGUUGUUACAUAUAAUGUACGUUUGUGUGUGCGUGUGCAAGAUUGUUAAAAGAAGCACAUUUCUAAAACCCUUUUGUACUGACUGAGUUCGGGUUGGACAUGUGUAACAUUUACUGUGCAAAGUUUACAAGUUAUUGAUUAACUGUGCAAGCUGUAAUACAAAAAAGGAAGAGGGACUUAUAAUAUUAGCUGUUUUGCAAACCACAAGAUAUUUUAAUGACACUUCAUGCAAAUCUCAGGUAUCGCGCUGUUAGAAUCUUUGAAGAACAUCCAUACGUGUCCCAAACUGUUCAUAAACAAACCAACUACUGAUUUUACUGCUGAAUUGCUGAAAGUUGGACCCCACUACUUGAAAACCUCUCCUUUCCAUUGGUAAGACAAUCAGUUUGCUGAACAGGCUAGAACAAAUUUGACGUACACUGUUGGCAACUUGUCAUACAUAUGCAUUGCUGAAGAUGACGACAUGAUGUGUGUUGAUGUUGUAUUUCUAUGUAUUAAAAUGUAUUGUCGAAAAUAACAAUCUGCUUUGCCUGUUGCACACUACAUAUUCUAAAUAAAAUAUCCACUUUUUUAUAUAUACAAAAAAUAAAGUAAAUAAAACCAUGUAAGCAUCAA